AUGGCGACCGAGGGGGACGUGGAGCUGGAAUUAGAGACUGAGACCAGCGGCCCGGAGAGGCCUCCUGAGAAGCCACGCAAGCAUGACAGUGGAGCGGCGGACCUGGAGCGGGUCACCGACUAUGCGGAAGAGAAGGAGAUCCAGAGUUCCAAUUUGGAGACGGCCAUGUCAGUCAUUGGAGACAGACGGUCCCGGGAGCAGAAGGCUAAACAAGAGCGGGAGAAGGAACUGGCUAAAGUCACAAUCAAGAAGGAAGAUUUGGAGCUGAUAAUGACCGAGAUGGAGAUCUCUCGAGCAGCAGCAGAACGGAGCUUGCGGGAACACAUGGGCAAUGUGGUCGAGGCUCUUAUUGCCCUAACCAACUGA
Oryctolagus cuniculus (rabbit) is the source of this 366-nucleotide messenger RNA. It is a transcript of the gene HYPK, whose product is annotated as huntingtin interacting protein K. Gene Ontology annotation, biological process: protein stabilization; negative regulation of apoptotic process. The record is from RefSeq and is marked inferred. NCBI's taxonomy places the organism in Eukaryota, Metazoa, Chordata, Mammalia, Lagomorpha, Leporidae.